UAAAAAAGAAGCAAACAAGUUAGCAGUUCGAGCUAGCAGACUUCAGUUCUACUCUGUUUUUUUUUUCCUUACUUAAGAGUAAAUAUUCAAGAUAAGAAACAAGAACCCUCUAAGGUUUAGGGAUCGUUAUGGAUUUUUUCAGCCAUUAUUCUGAUCCAAGUCCAUUUGGGGCAACAGAUUUGUGGUAUGAGAAUAAUGGUAUUAAUCAAGAACAGUGUUCUCAUUCUCCUGUUCUUUCAGAUAGUAGUACUAGUAGUAAUGUUACUACAAGAGUUCAACCAUCCCCAAAUUUUUCUGAUGAGGAAGUAAUGCUAGCUUCGAGGAAUCCGAAGAAGAGGGCAGGGAGAAAGAAGUUCAGGGAAACAAGGCAUCCGGUGUAUAGAGGGGUAAGGAGGAGGAAUUCAGGUAAGUGGGUUUGUGAAGUUAGAGAGCCCAAUAAGAAAUCAAGAAUUUGGUUAGGGACUUUCCCUACUGCUGAAAUGGCUGCUAGGGCACAUGAUGUUGCUGCUUUGGCAUUGAGGGGUAGGUCUGCUUGCUUGAAUUUUGCGGAUUCUGCUUGGAGGUUGCCGGUUCCGGCUUCUAGUGAAGCUAAGGACAUUCAGAAGGCUGCAGCUGAGGCAGCUGGGGGUUUUCGGCCGGAGGGGUGUGUGGGAGGUGAGUUGAUGAGGACGGUAGAUGAGGGGGAGAAGGCGGCGGAUACUGCCGCGGAGGCGGGGGAGGAGGUGUUUUAUAUGGAUGAAGAGGCUAUUUUUGGAAUGCCAGGGUUGUUGGCUAAUAUGGCUGAAGGGAUGUUAUUGCCACCACCUCAUUGUGGUGGAGGGGAUGGUUGGGAUAACGUGGAAAAUAUUGACGCUGAUAUGUCAUUAUGGAGUUUUUCUAUAUAAUUUUGGGUUAGUGACAGAGUAACUAAGAUAAGAGUCGAUGUUGUCUGUACUUAUAUUUUUUACUAGUACAGAUACAAUUGAAUAUUGUGGCGGUUUUGGUUUUCUGGGUUAGAAUGGAUUGUGUGGAAGAAAUCUGCCGGAGAGAGUGAAAAUUGUAGAAGCUACAGGAUUUAGGGUUACUGUUAACGGGUGUCAAAGAAAUCACAAUCGCAUCAUGUAAUAAUGGCUAAGCCAUGAUCUAUUACUGUAAUAGUGAAUAAACAAAUUAAAUGCGAGAGAGUUCUGCUUUUAAGCCUCAGCCUCACCUUAUGCUUCUAGCCCAGUUUUCUGUUUGCUUGUCCCAGGUCAUUUCUCGGCCUUUUAGACUGCUCAUAAUUCAGCAACAAAUGCUUAGCACACAAAAUAUUCUUAUCUACACUUAAUGCACCAUUCGUGUCUCUUUCUAGACCUCCUGCUCCUGCCACAUCCAGAACGCUCCUUGCAGCGACAGACCCAACUGGAGGAAGAUUCCAACUGAUUUACUUCUCUACUUUAGUGCUAGAAGCUACUCCCUCCUGUCAAGUCAUCUGUUCAAUUGACUUUCUCGACAAAUGUCCCACACCACAUGUUGCAGCUCUCCUUCUUUCUCCACAUAAACUACACUAUUUCAUAGUCCUCUACAACUGCUUCCUUAAAAUUCCCAUCAGUCACAUCGAAGUUUAAACAAUCCAUCACAAAGAAGUCAGGAUCGUUUGUGUGUGGGAAGCAGGAAGCUCCAAACCUGUUUAGCAGUGGCGCCGUCCUGCAUAGGAUGAAGAUAGUCUUUGCUAGUUGUUUCAUUGAAUUUUUCCUGUUGAACCAUUGGUAGCAUGUAUUUGACCAUUUGGUAUAACACUAAAAAUGCUAGAUGAUGAAGAAGAAAGCAAAUCAUGUUUAUCAAUGCAACGAUAAACAUGAUCAAACCCCAGCUGCAGAACCAUAUUCAACCUUCUAAAAGAAUUACAAGGUUCCAGUCUUCUAUUUAGCCCGCCACACAGGCCACAAACAUAUUCGAGGAAUCACUAGUGCUUUUUUUUUUGUGAACCGGAUUGCUGGUACUUCAGAAGUAUCCUCUGCAAUUAGUCUUAACAAACGCAGUUCCAUGUUCAAGCUAGAAAGCUACAAUUCACAGAAGCACUAUACCUCGAUCAAAUUCAAGUGAAAACUAGACAUCAUGGGAUUCAUCUUCCAGCAAAAGUUUCACAAACCACAAUUACAAAGCUAAACAAUCUCGCACUCCUCACUUUUAAAGAGAGGAUAAAUAUAAUUUCCACAUAACAUUCGCCCUUUUGCUCAUUGAUUGUACUCAAACAAAAAGAUUUCACAAUAUGAAAUGAAGUCAGUAACCCAUAAUUCAUGAAGAUGGAGUUACCUUAACCUGCAAACAAACAAAGACCAACAAAAACAAACAAAUAGCUAGCACGAGGAAGAUUAAACAAAAGUGAAAACACCAAAUUAUUUGGUAUCAAUAAUUGUGAUAUUCAACAAUCAGACAACAAAAGUACUUGGCUCCUAUAUUCUCUUGAGACAGUAAACAAGCACGAAUCAGACAUCAAUUUACUAGCUGCUAAAGCUAUGAUCUCACUUCUCGAAUGAUUCCCUCUUCAGGAUCCAACAAAUCUGGAUCACUCAGAGUGCUUCGAUGCUUUUUCUAUUGCUCUUGCUGCUGCUGUUGCUCAGCGUUCAUCAUCUGCUCCAUGUCCUUUAGUCUAGUCCUCACCACAC
Messenger RNA from Populus euphratica (Euphrates poplar), 2627 nucleotides. RefSeq names its product dehydration-responsive element-binding protein 1A. The record is from RefSeq and is a predicted model, not a curated record. Gene Ontology annotation, molecular function: DNA binding; DNA-binding transcription factor activity. Bases 129 to 884 code for a protein of 251 amino acids. The transcript has a single exon. Gene Ontology annotation, biological process: regulation of DNA-templated transcription. NCBI's taxonomy places the organism in Eukaryota, Viridiplantae, Streptophyta, Magnoliopsida, Malpighiales, Salicaceae.